UCUUCCCUUCACAAACACCGUUCUUGUAUGCUUUUUCAAGUUUAUCAACUAAUCCUCAAUUCUUUUGUAUUGUAAAAAACUGUCAAAAUACUCUCCCUUCGUUCUUCGCCAUCUUCACAAACCGUCACUCCUUCUUCAACCCCAUUUCCCCCUUUUCUUCGUUUGGACUGAUCUUAUCCCGACAAGGGGGGUGGGGGGGUUCAACACCGAUCGAUUCGAUUUCUAAACGCCCUUGUCGGAUUUUCGUCCCUUCGAUUCUUUUCUGCGUCCAUUUCUACGGGGAUUGUAUUACUUUUGGAUAAAGCAGAAAAGAAUCGGAGGUUACCACUACCAUUUGGGGCUUUAUUAUUCCAUAAUCGUAAGUGGGUGUUUAAGUUUUCGAUCAUUUGAUUCAUAUCUGAGUUGGGUUUUACCGAUUGAAUGCUAUUGUUGAAGAAUUUCGAAGUGGGGUUCGUCCAUUUGAAUCGAAUUCGAAACUGGGUCUGUCUCGUUGGUGAAGAAAUUGCAGUUUUGGGGUUAUUCUCUGUUGUAUUUUACUUUUUCUCUUCACUCUAGAGAAUUAUGUAAGGUUGUUUAUAUAUUAUUCCUGAUUGAUUGGUGGGAGUUAGGUUGUGUUUUGCUGUGAAUUGGAUGGAUUAGCUUGUAAAUCCUUGGGUUUGUUGUUGAACAUACAAAACUUUAGAUGAGAUUAUCAGGUAGGUUGAGUGAAAUCUUUGUGGGGAAAUGAAAUUUCUAAGCAUUGUUGGGAAUUCCUUUGGAUGUUCUGCUUCUGGGGAACGUUUAGUCUCAGCUGCAAGAGAUGGAGACUUGCAAGAAGCUAAGGCUCUAUUGGAAUACAAUCCUCGUCUGGUGAGGUAUUCAACUUUUGGUGUCCGAAAUUCCCCUCUCCAUUACUCUGCAGCUCAUGGCCACCAUGAGAUUGUCUCUCUCCUGCUCGAAUCUGGGGUCGAGAUAAAUCUACGGAAUUACCGGGGUCAGACUGCCUUGAUGCAAGCUUGUCAGCACGGUCACUGGGAGGUUGUUCAGACCCUUAUACUUUUUAAUGCCAAUAUUCACAGAUCGGAUUAUUUGAACGGAGGUACUGCUCUUCACUUGGCUGCUCUGAAUGGUCAUUCUCGGUGCAUCCGACUUCUGCUUGCUGAUUAUGUACCCAGUACACCAAAAUUUUGGACUAACAACGAAGAACCAGUUUCUAAGUUCGAUUUUAGUGUUCUCAAGGAGGUGGUUAACAGAACAUCUGAUGGAGGCAUCACAGCGCUGCAUAUGGCAGCGCUAAACGGGCAUGUUGACAGUGUGCAAUUACUUUUGGACUUAGGUGCCUCUGCUUCUCAGGUUACUGUAGAAGAUGGAACCACCAUCGAUCUAAUAGGAGCUGGAAGCACAGCCCUUCAUUACGCUGCAUGCGGCGGGAGUGCCCAAUGUUGUCAAAUGUUGCUAGCCAGGGGAGCCAGUCUUACUGUUCAAAAUGCAAAUGGAUGGACUCCCUUGAUGGUUGCUCGUUCAUGGCACCGAGACUGGCUCGAGGAAAUUCUUAGCAAAGAACCUGAAGAAGCAGCCACAAAUCUUGUCCCUUCACCAUAUUUGACCCUUCCCCUUAUGAGCAUUGUUAAAAUUGCUAGAGAAUGUGGAUGGAGAAGUUGUGACUCGUUACUUGCAAGCCAAGAUCCAUGUGUUGUCUGUUUGGAGAGAGAAUGCACUGUUGCUGCACAAGGUUGUGAGCAUGAAUUCUGCACAAGCUGUGCGCUAUAUCUCUGUUCUACAAACUGCACAUCAUCAUGUUCUCAUGGUCCACCCGGUUCAAUCGCGUGCCCGCUCUGCCGAAAUGGCAUAGUUUCCUUUGUUAAACUUCCCAAAACAAAGCCAAUUGCCAAAGAGAUAGCCAGAACAAGUUUGUCUCUAUCAUUCUGCACUUGUUCUAGUGAGGUACCUGAACCACCUCCCACAUUGACCACCCCAUUAUACAACCCUGAGUUCACUUGUUCCCAAAUUUCCCCGCCCGGAGCAUCGUGUCGACCCCUCAACUGUCAAAGGUUUCCUUCAAUGAUACUCAACUCCAAUCGUUGUAUGGGAGCUCCUCACAGAAGUAGCUCCUCUUUGAUUCCUAGCAAUGUUGACAGAAACACAAGGAACAAUAUUGAAGGUAGGAGUUCAUGGUUUUCUGCCCUGAAUCAUGUAAUGAAUGGUUGCGGUUGCUGAUAAUUGUUUAAGGUGGAAACAUUUUGUUUGAAGUUAAAUUUUUCUCACAUUAUUCUUUUGAAUCCCUUCCAUGUAAAAGAAGGGAAUGCUUGAGUUUUGGUGAUACUCAUAAAUGGGUUGUAGAUAUCCAAUUCAAAAUUCAAAGAUAUUCAAAGAAAAGUAUAAAUUUUCCUCAUUUUGUAUGAA
Messenger RNA from Cucurbita maxima (winter squash), 2382 nucleotides. RefSeq names its product E3 ubiquitin-protein ligase XBAT32-like. Gene Ontology annotation, molecular function: protein binding. Lineage: Eukaryota; Viridiplantae; Streptophyta; Magnoliopsida; Cucurbitales; Cucurbitaceae. The transcript has 10 exons. Bases 724 to 2196 code for a protein of 490 amino acids. The record is from RefSeq and is a predicted model, not a curated record.